Molecule: messenger RNA, 1487 nt
Organism: Owenia fusiformis
Lineage: Eukaryota; Metazoa; Annelida; Polychaeta; Sabellida; Oweniidae
Source: the annotation of a GenBank genome assembly
CGUCUAUUUUCAAUUGAAUAAGAGCUAUUCUAACAUAGAUUUGGCAUUAAAACUAAUAUAAUAUCUAUCGAAAAAAUAUUAAUGCUGGAAAUGACAUUUACCUUCUUCUAAUAUAGCAAAAAACUUAAUAACUUACCAAUAUUUUGACUUUCGAUUCAAAUUUCCGCGGUGUUAUAAGAGAAAGAAUUUGAUUGGUCCAAACGCUACUAAUUGAACUUUGACCAAUCAAACUUCCUCUUUCAAACAGACUCAGUAAAAUUUAGAAAAAUGUCCAUGGAAAGACAUCAGGUAGCUCUUCGAGUCAGUCAGUUAGAUGCCUCAGAGCUGGACCAUGAAGUUCUUAGCUUAAUGAAAUCACAAUUGAAUAACAUAUUUAAGUAUUUCAAGCCGGGUGUCCUUACCAAGAUUGAACCAGAACUUAAUGCAGCAUUGAGACUAGCUAUUUGGAAGUUCAGUGUGGAUGCAUUGGGGUCCACAGUUGGGCAAAGCAUACUUGAACUAAAGUAUAAAAAUGUCCUGUCAUCUGAUGUUGCAAAGCCAUGGAUCUCUAAACGCCAAAGAUACCUCCUUGCCUUGAUUCUUAUUGGUGGACAGUGGCUGAAAGACAGAUCACAUGAUAUAGGCCAGCGAUUUGAUUGGCUUAAACUGCCAGAUAAGGCUACCCAUAUAUUGGACUAUUUAGAAAAGGGAUGGAAGGUGGCAACAUUGCUCAAUUUUCUGGUGUUCUUACAAAAUGGUGCCUACCAGUUUCUUAUUGAAAGACUACUUGGGAUCAGAAGUGUGUAUCCAAGAUAUCAAAGCUACAGACAGGUUAGCUUUGAGUUCCUUACAAGGGAGUUGCUCUGGCAUGGCUUUGCUGAAUUUCUUUUCUUCAUAUUGCCUCUGAUCAACUUCCAAAAAUUGAAGAAUUUUGCUAUGAAGCAUUUAAUACCCUCCCAAAUGAAGAGCUCUGCUUCAUCACGGUGCAAUGCUGACUACAAGGAAUGUGCUAUAUGUGGGGAUUGGCCAACCAUACCACAUGAGAUAGGAUGUCAGCAUGUCUUCUGUUACAUGUGCAUCAAGAGUAACUAUCUGGCUGACCCUGCUUACAACUGCCCUGUUUGUGGACACAGCAUAGCAACCUCUGAUGCAAUACAACCAGUCACAAUUACAGCUACUAGUAUAGCUACAUCAUGAACAUAGCAAAGGAUUACAUCAUGUCAUUAAGGCAACAUGCAGCCAUGUUAUCCGGGAGGAUUUUUUGAAAAUUAUCUGACUGUUAAUCAGUUGACUGUCAAGAUUGGCUGUAGAAAAUGAGCAAUGCAUAGAGAUAAACAGCUUUUUAUGUCACCACCACAAGUGGUGACAUUGUAUUAUAGUGUCCAACAUUUAUGUGGAUGGUGUUUGAUCUUUGGUGAUCAGCGUCUAACACAUGGCAGGUGGUGACAUUUUGCAUGUUAACGCCUUGUUAAAACAUUCCAAGAGUAAUGCAGUAUACUUGACGUGCC